ACACAUCCUUGCUGAAUAAAAGUUUGAAUUUCUUUCAAAAAAGAAAGAAUAAAAAUGUACUGACCCCAAACUUUUGAAGUUAGUGUAUAUUUGUUAGAAAAGAUUUCUAUUUCCGAGUAAAUUCGGCUAGCGAUUCGUGCCUUGGCUUUUGAUAACGAGAGCAUGGAGACCUCGCACACUUCUAUCAAGUCUCACUCAAGUGAUUCGGCUGCCAGUGCGGUCAUCGUUAGAAACCCUCGGCUGAUCAUAGAUACUUCUAGAUCGUCUAAACCUGAACCUCGGUUCCAAGGAGGGUCGACCUGCAAAGUUGCAAGGAUGCUGUGGAGAGUUCCAGGGCUGGGCAAUAUAACACUCCGUCAUGUUUGUGGACUUCGGGUCUCGCUCCCGCUCUCGGUCCAGAGGGAGGAGAUACGGGCGCUCUCGCAGCCGCAGCAGAGGGAGAAGGUCCAGAUCUUUCUCUCCUCGUCGUUCUCGCUCUGGUUCUCCCAGACGCUCCAGGUCCAGAUCCGGCUCGGCUCCCAGGAGCAGUCGGUCAGCCUCUCGGAGCCCUGCAGCGAGUGAGACGACUGACGCUGCUGCUGUUCUUCUCCAAGCGCCAAGAGAUGUGAAAUCAGGUCGGUGUGUGGGAUGGAGAGGAGCGCAGGAAUCCUGCUGAAAGUAGGUCAGGCGUCAGUAUCUCUAAUGAAGCGUCUGUAGAGCUCCAGUCCUCCGCCUGUCACAAUAUGAUCAAUAAACCCUCGCGUUAGGCUCGACAUCUCAUGAUGUGUAGCUAAAUAAGCUGCUUGUCAGGUUGAACAAAAGCAUGAUGGUCUGCGGUAAGCAGUUAAUGAGCAGGUCAGACGGGUCGCUCGGAUUCCAGCCGCCUUGACUUCUGACUGACCCGUCAAACACAGCAGAGCACACACAGACAUCUGAGACUGAACAGAGCUUCACACUCAGGGCCAUCACAGACGUAUGGGAGCUCAUUCACAACACCCAAUGAAAAGAAAUAAUAAUAAUAAUUGACUUUUUAUCUCAAUUCUCACUUUUUGAAUUCUCAGAAUUCUUCAUUUGUAUCUCACAAUGCAGACUUUUUUAUUUGUUAUCUUUAUACAGUACAGACCAAA
Molecule: messenger RNA, 1106 nt
Organism: Cyprinus carpio (common carp)
Lineage: Eukaryota; Metazoa; Chordata; Actinopteri; Cypriniformes; Cyprinidae
Gene: srsf7b
Product: serine/arginine-rich splicing factor 7-like
Exons: 7
Coding region: 163-561 (132 amino acids)
Source: RefSeq, a predicted model, not a curated record